CCCCGGCUCGGAAAACUUGGCAGCUUCUCCCGCGACUCCCAUCACCUCCGUCGGUACGGGGAAGGCUUUUCUCCCCAAUGAGGAGACCUUCUGCCGCCCCCCCACCCUGAGGCGGCCGCCUGGAGCGCCCAGGUUCAAGGACUCGGCGCGCACCGCGCGUUUCCGUCGGAAACCUCAGUUCCCCACAGCCCAGCCGGGGGCGGGGCCCCCGGCGGCGGCCGUUGCCCCGCCCAACCGCCUCCCAACGGCUCCCUCCGCCGGGGGUGGGCGGUGGACCUGUGCGCAUGCGCGCGCAUGCGUGAGGGUGCGGGGCGGGGCUCGCGCGCGGCCCCGCCCAGGCCCGGCGUCUCCACCCGCCCCAUCUCCCAACCUCCUCAGCGUGGCGCCGACGCUGCGUGCGGCGCGGGUUACCCAGAGUGCUCCGCGCGGGGGCAGCUCACUGGAGUUUGGUUCUCGAGGCGGCGGCAGCAGCGGCGGCGGCUCCGGUGGCUCCUCCUCCUCCUCUGGUGGCGGUGGCGCCCCGGGCCCGAGCCCCGGCUCCCCUCUCCGCCACCCCGCGCGCCCCCUCCUCCCCCGGCGCCGCGGGGAACAUGAGGCUCCGCUCCCGGAGGCCGGCGAGUGAGUGACCCCCGUCCCCCGCCUCAGCCCGCCCGCCCGCUGGCCCGGCCGCUCCCCCCCGCCUCGCCCAGGCAAUGACAGCGGCUCCGGCGUCUCCGCAGCAGAUCAGGGACCGGCUGCUGCAGGCCAUCGACCCCCAGAGCAACGGAUUGUUGGCAGUAGGGGUCAUUUUCCCCUGUGGCAGGAGCAGGUUGAGCAAUAGGAAGAUGUUGUGGCAUCCAGGUAUGAAGUGAGCCCCUGCAUUUGCUGGGAGACCAGGAAGUGGCCAUUGAGAUCACUUUUUAAUAUGCUGGGAUCGAAGAAAAAAAUUGUCUUGGGCCAGAUCCGGAACAUGGUGGCGGUGCUGGAAGUCAUCUCCAGCCUGGAGAAAUACCCCAUUACCAAAGAGGCACUGGAGGAAACUCGACUUGGGAAGCUCAUCAACGACGUCCGCAAGAAAACGAAGAACGAGGAGCUCGCCAAGCGGGCCAAGAAGCUGCUGCGGAGCUGGCAGAAGCUCAUCGAGCCCGUGCACCAGAAUGAGGCGGCGCUGCGAGGGCUGGCGGGCAGCACCGGCUCUGCCAACGGGGGCGCUCACAACUGCCGGCCGGAGGGGGGAGCGGCCGGCGCGCCCAAGAGCAUCCAUGAGCUGAAGAACCGCAAUGACAUCCAGAGGCUGCCUGGACAGCGGCUGGACAGGCUGGGUAGCCGCAAGCGCCGGGGAGAUCAGCGUGACCUCGGCCACCCUGGGCCACCUCCCAAGGUCUCCAAAGCCAGCCAUGACUCCCUGGUACCCAACUCAUCCCCCCUCCCCACCAACGGGAUCGGCGGGAGCCCCGAGAGCUUCCCUGGCGCCCUGGACGGCAGCGGGCACGCGGGCCCCGAGGGCAGCCGCCUGGAGCACGGCGACAGCGACAAGCACAGCGGCAAGAUUCCCGUGAAUGCUGUGCGGCCGCACACCAGCUCCCCGGGCCUGGGCAAGCCCCCGGGCCCCUGCUUGCAGACAAAGGCUGCGGUGCUACAGCAGCUGGACCGGGUGGACGAGACUCCGGGGCCCCCCCACCCCAAGGGGCCGCCUCGCUGCUCUCUCAGUCCCCGGAACUCACGGCACGAGGGCUCCUUUGCCCGGCAGCGGAGCCCGUACACCCCCAAGGGCUCCCUGGCCAGCCCCUCUCCACGGCCCCAGGCGCUUGAGGCCACGCAGGUGCCAUCGCCGCUUCCCCCGGCUCGGCCGUCCACACCACCCGUCAGGCGGCUCGAGCUGCUGCCCAGUGCCGAGAGCCCGGUGCGCUGGCUGGAGCAGCCGGAGGGCCACCAGCGGCUGGCAGGGCAGGGCUGCAAGGGGGGGCUGCCCCCGGCCGAGCCCCUCCUUCCCCGGGCGGGCUUUUCCCCGGACUCCUCCAAGGCGGACAGCGACGCCGCCUCGUCUGGUGGCUCGGACAGCAAAAAGAAGAAGAGGUACCGGCCUCGUGACUACACGGUGAACUUGGAUGGGCAGGUGGCGGAGGCGGGUGUCAAGCCCGUCCGGUUAAAAGAGCGGAAGCUCACCUUUGACCCCAUGACCAGACAGAUCAAACCUCUGACCCAGAAAGAGCCAGUGCGGGCUGACAGCCCCGUGCACACAGAGCAGCCCAGGACAGAGCUGGACAAGCCCGAGGCCAAGGCCAGCGUGCAGAGCCCUUUUGAACAGACGAACUGGAAGGAGCUGUCGCGCAACGAGAUCAUCCAGUCCUACCUGAGCCGGCAGAGCAGCCUGCUCUCGUCAUCAGGCGCCCAGACCCCAGGGGCUCACCACUUCAUGUCUGAGUACCUGAAGCAGGAGGAGAGCACCCGGCGCGGGGCCCGGAAGCCGCACGUGCUGGUGCCUCACAGCGCGCCCUCGGACCUCCCGGGGCUGAACCGCGAGGUCACGCAGGACGACCUGGACAGAAUCCAGGCCCACCAGUGGCCAGGGGUGAACGGGUGUCAGGACACACAGGGUAACUGGUAUGACUGGACGCAGUGCAUAUCGCUCGACCCGCAUGGGGACGACGGGCGGUUGAACAUUCUGCCUUAUGUCUGCUUGGACUGAGCAGCCUGUCGGCCUCUAAGUGCAUUCCCACCUUGCAGUUGGCGUGGCAGCCGGGCAGCCUCCGGCGGUUGGGAAUCCGGGGAGCCCGGGCCGGGCCGGGAGGGAGGGGGCGGGAGUCUCGAGGCCUCUCCGUGCUCUUCCCUCAAAAUUCUCCUUCUUUUGUGAAAUGCUGCUACCAGUUUACUAACAAAAUUGCAAAGGAAGGACCGUGUGGAAGGAAGGCCGGCACAGUGAGUUCAGAACUCUAUAGCAAACCAGCUAUAAAAAGCGUUAGUUCCCCACCCCGGAAGAGGUGCGGACACUUCCCAGCACCCGUGAGCUGGGACCUCAGUGGCAGGCAGGCACAGACAACCUGGGGGAGAGGUUACCUUUAAACAGCAACAGAAGCACGCAGCUCAUCUCUCUGCAUUUUCCUUGUUUAAAUUUGGCCCUGAGUGUCUGAGGCAGGGGCUGUGCCCACACCUCGGCCUCUGCGCGCACCCCGGCUGGCCAGCCAGUACGCCCUGCGCUCCGUGGGCAUCCACACGUUCUCAUCUGGUUUCGGUUAAAACCCAGUUUUGAAAAAAAUGCUGCAAAAAUCUAAGUUUUCUAGUUUAUUUUAUCCCCCUCUUCCAUUGACCACCAGCCAAGUAAUUUUCCUUUCUACCUUUUCAAAGUUUCCCCCUCCCCUUCCUGCACAUAUCUUGAAAAUCUCACCUUUCUAGAGUCCCCUCCCAAAAAACACAAAAGUAACCGCGGGUGCUACUGGUGUGUAAGCUGUAUUGUUGGGCAAGAGGAGACCUGUCUGUACGCUGGAAACACUCAUAACCAUUCCUUUAGAUUCGUUUGCCUUAUGGUUAUUUGUCAUAAACGCGAUCUGCAAAAACAAGGAGCCUUAGUGAAUGUACAGUACCUAGACUUCUGUGUUCUCAAGACGCAGAAGGGAGCAACUUUGCUAUUUGGUCCAGUAAGUGGACACCUUGUGAUAUAAAUGUGGAAAUAAAAAAAAAAAAAACCAUUUGCACAAACCAGUCUCAGAAUCGUUACUAAUUUGGUCCCUUACAGUCAUAAUCAGCCUUUCGUGUCUGAGGUUUGGGCUCCAUUGCUGGACUGCAGGGAGGUGGGCAGGGCAAAGUGGCCAAGCCAGCCUAUUAGUGUUCUGCAUGAAAACUGACCUCCACCUGCCUUUCACUCAUUCAGGGCCAUGUUGCCUCUUCCGCCGCCGGGGUCACCUACUAGCUUUGGGUGACAGAGACUGAAGGUCCACAUGAAGGAACGUUACCCCAUCUGCCCCAGAGAAAGAAGCCCUCCAAAGGGGUUCCAUGUCCCAAGUCUUGGUAACCUGGUUUUACCCCACAAAGUAUCUAGCUUCUACAGGGCAUGGCCCAGAGCCACGCCUGGCACUGCAUCCCUUGGCUCUGGCCCCAGGCUGCUAGCUCCCCAUGCAGGCCUGGGGCUGUCUCAGUAUCUGAUAGGUGCUGUUUUUAAAAAAUAACUUUCUGCCUUGACUAUAAAAGUGAUAAUACUUCCUUCUCCCUCACCCCUGAAACCGUCAGCUAAGACUAUGGUUUUCAAAAUUUUUCAGUCCAGAAUAGGUCAUGUUGGAUGUACCUACUUCAUUUCACAGAUGAGGAAGCAGCUACCCCUUAAGAGGGACAGUCCUAGGAUACCUGGGUGGCUCAGUUGGUUAAACGUCCCAUAGGGCGAACCAGGGGGUCCAGAACCAUUGAGUCAGCCCAGAACCACAAUUUCAGAAGCAGCAGGGAUUUCUGACAUGGUGUUAGUGCAAGACACACCCACCCUAAGAUAAGGGCAGUGGAUGAAGUGGCUUUGAGGACAGGCUGAGGUUGGACUCUGGACCUGCCAUCUAUGAGCUGUAUGGCUCUAAGA
Molecule: messenger RNA, 4537 nt
Organism: Mirounga angustirostris (Northern elephant seal)
Lineage: Eukaryota; Metazoa; Chordata; Mammalia; Carnivora; Phocidae
Gene: MED26
Product: mediator complex subunit 26
Exons: 4
Coding region: 905-2668 (587 amino acids)
Biological process (GO): positive regulation of gene expression; regulation of transcription by RNA polymerase II
Cellular component (GO): nucleus; core mediator complex; mediator complex
Molecular function (GO): transcription coregulator activity
Source: RefSeq, a predicted model, not a curated record